This is a messenger RNA of Megalobrama amblycephala (Wuchang bream), 2340 nucleotides long. Its product is annotated as zinc finger protein OZF-like. The transcript has 4 exons. Gene Ontology annotation, molecular function: RNA polymerase II cis-regulatory region sequence-specific DNA binding; DNA-binding transcription factor activity, RNA polymerase II-specific. Lineage: Eukaryota; Metazoa; Chordata; Actinopteri; Cypriniformes; Xenocyprididae. The record is from RefSeq and is a predicted model, not a curated record. Bases 155 to 1765 code for a protein of 536 amino acids. Gene Ontology annotation, biological process: regulation of DNA-templated transcription.
UGAAUGAGUAAAAGACGGCGAAGGUUUGGCGUAAUACAACACGUGACCAGCGGGUGUGGUUACGUGAACCUGUAGGAGGCGCUCUGACGCUCUUCUUCAUUCGGCGGUAAAACCACUGAAGAAAGGACGAAUCCUCUGUGAUCCUGAGGCUGAGAUGUUGAGCAUGAAAGCGCAGAUGGAUGUGAUCUGCUGUAAAUCAGUAGGAACUGAUCUGUCCAUGCUGGAUAUUGAGGAUUUCAUCAGUGAAAUCUGUCAGCUGAAGAAAGAGGUGGCGUCACUGGAGGCAAAGCUGAGAGAAAGAGGAGACAAACCCAACAGAGAGGAUCUGGAGAAGGUUUCAGUGUGUGUGACUGACGGGACAGAAGCUCAGGAUUCAGUCUGGAGAUCCAGAGACACACAGGACUCAGAGCUCAGCCUCACUUUACUGUGUUAUACUGACGCUCAGGAUCAUGGAUCCGCUGAUCAAACCUCUGACUGUAACGCUGGAGAACAGCAGAUGCUGCAGACGCCGCUGAAGAUGUGCUCCGUGAAACCGGUGGACUGCAGGAACCUUAUAAAAACCACAGCAGAGGAACAACAACAGAGCCAAGAGGAGGAGGAGGAGGAUGGGAUUGAUGAUUAUAAUGAGGAAGAGGAUGAUGACGGGAAUGAUGAGGAUGAUGGUAAUGUUGAGGAUAAUGAUGGGAACGUGUAUGGGAAUGAUGAUGAUGAUGAGGACUUCAUUCCUUCAGAUGAGAAUGGCAGUUCAGCUUCUUAUGAAGAAACAACCUCAACAUCAAAAGAUCAGCUGAAGGUCAAGAGUUUUUCCUGCUCCACCUGUGGGAAAACAUUGAGUUCACAGGGUUAUUUAGCGAGACAUGAGAGAACACACACAGAACAGAAAGAUUUCAACUGCAAGAUGUGCGACAUCAGCUUUCCUACCUUAGAAGAGAGGAGACGUCAUAGAAAAGAGCACAGAGCGAAGAAGGAUUUUCACUGUGAACAGUGCGGGAAGGAUUUCUUCACCACUCUUUAUACUAUGAGAGUUCACAUGAAGUCACACACUGGCGAAAAGCCUUUCCACUGCAGCGGAUGUGACAAGCAUUUCAGCACUAAAGGGAGUCUUGAUUCUCAUAUGAGAACCCACACGGGUGAAAAGCCGUACAAGUGCCCUCACUGCGAGAAGAGCUUCAGCCACAAACCCUCUCUGAAUGCCCAUGUGCGUGUUCACACCGGAGAGAGGCCGUAUCAAUGCAGCGAAUGUGGGAAAACCUUUAAGGACUCAAGUUCUCUAAGGGCACACCAAAUAAUACACUCUGAGGAGAAACCAUAUCAGUGUUCAUACUGUGAUAAACGAUUCCGUCACAAAUCUUAUUUGAUUCGUCAUGAGAGGAUUCACACUGGAGAGAAACCGUACCUGUGCUCCUACUGCGGGAAGAGCUUUGCUAAUCAGGGUCAAUACGGGGUCCAUCUGAGAGUUCACACUGGAGAAAGACCGUAUCACUGCAGCGUUUGUGGGAAGAGUUUCAAGCAAAACAUUAAAUUAGCCAUGCACAAGAGGAUUCAUACAGGAGAAAGACCGUAUAAGUGUUCUCUGUGUGACAAGACUUUCGCUCAGGCAUCCGCCCUGAAGACUCAUGAGCGAGUUCAUACAGGAGAGAAACCUUACCGCUGCUCCAUCUGCGGUGAGAGAUUCACUUAUUUAGGUAGUUUUCAGACCCACCAGAAGAAACACGCUAAAGAACAAACUGCUCCAGAAUCAUCAUCAGUGACCUUUCAUCAGUAAAAAAAAAAACUCGCCACAGCUUCUUUUAGCAGUAAUACUAACUGUAAAAUAUGGCAGCACCACAUCAGGAGAAGAAACUAACUUCUCCUCACUCGCAUUAAAGUUUUAAUUCACCCAAAAAUGUAAAUUCUGUCAUUAAUUACUCACCCUCAUGUCAGUCCACACCCGUAAGACCUUCGUUCAUCUUCAAAACACAUGUUGAGGUAUUUUUGAUGAAAUCCGAGAGGUAUACGACUCGUCCACAGACAGCAAUAUAAUCAACACUUUCAAGGUCCACAAAGGUACAAAAGACGUCGUUAAAACAGUCUCGUGACUGCAGUGGUUCAACCUUAAUGUUAUGAAGAAACGAGAGCAAAACAAAAAUAAAGACUUUAUUCAACAAUCUCUUCUCUUCUGCAUAGAUGCAAACUCCUCACCUUACGGUGAGAACUCACAUUUUGAGAUCAAAAUAGAUAUACAGGUGCAUCUCAAUAAAUUAGAAUGUCAUGGAAAAGUUAAUUUAUUUCAGUAAUUCAACUCAAAUUGUGGAACUUGUGUAUUACAUAAAUUCAAUGCACACAGACUGAAAUACUUUU